Plectropomus leopardus (leopard coralgrouper) is the source of this 5630-nucleotide messenger RNA. The record is from RefSeq and is a predicted model, not a curated record. NCBI's taxonomy places the organism in Eukaryota, Metazoa, Chordata, Actinopteri, Perciformes, Serranidae.
UCAGACUCGAAGACUGCAGCAAUAACUGAUAAUCUAAAAAGACAUUAGUCAAACAUCUCACCUACGUCCUAAAAAUAAAGACCAGUCCCAUAUUUGAUGGAAUCUGUUGAAUCUGCGGCAGGAAUCUGAUGUAAAUACGUCCAUGUUGUGGCGCGUGCUCAGGUCGUGCUGUUUCCAGGUGAAAGCUGCGGAUAGCAAGCUGCUCCCACACAGACUACAACGAUGUUUUCAACAGCAGAGUCUUGAAAAUGCAGGGAUGAGUGCCCAAUAGAUGCUUUUCUAAAUGACAGUUCUGCAUCUGUCAAGGACCCGAUGACCUACAGCCCUCUAGGAAAUACUGCAGCAUUUUUGUGCAGUUUUUAAAGUGUGGAUGGAUUUUGAUGGAAUAUAUUAUCAAAACAGCAACGUAGAAAUCCAGAGGAAAAAACUGCAAACACUGCUGCACAGAGAAUGGAUUGGACAUUCGAUCAAAUGUCUGUAUUCAGAGUAUAAAUAGAAAUAAAGCUAAAAAGCCGUAAAGAGUCACUGUUCUUCCACAAUCAGCGAGAACAACAGCAGAAAAAGCAAAUGGGCAAUUAAAAUCUUGAACAUCACAGAUCAGGGAAAAAUUGUACCGAGUGACUGACCCUCUGCCUUCUGGCCCAGCGAUGAGUGUCUCUCAGCCCACCGAGGGUUUCCCUGUCAGGGCCAAAACUGGUCCCAGCAUGAGGCUCCCUCUCCACAGCACAGGAGAUCACAACGGGAAUGCUUUCCCAAUUUCCUCUUCCUCCUCCUCUUCGUCCUCCUCCUGUCUGGGGGAGUCCUCUCCUGAAUCACUGCGGAGCCUGAGCAGCCUCAGCGGGGGCCGGACUGACAGCCCACUGGACUACGACAUGUUUGAGGUCACCCUCAUGACGACAGUGACGACCAAAACGGAACAACCGACAGAUGUUGUCGUUUCAAAGUGGGUGCCUGAGGAGGAAGGUAAACCGGACGGUGAUGAUGACGUCUCGGUGGGAAAGAUUCAAACAGUAACAGAGGUGUCAGAAUCCAACGACAACUCUGUGUCUGUUUACGUGGACGCUAACAGCUGCGAGUACCGGCAAGACACCUGGGACGAUAAUGACAACCUGACGCUGGCGUUGUCCCUGACGAUAAACAGCGGCAGCCGCAGCAAUAAUGAUGACCCCAGCAGUGGAAGCAGUAAUGGGAGGAGACACGGCUCCUCAACGCCAGACUCAGAUGCAACAGAAAUACCUGCAGAUGAUGAUGAUGAUAAUGAAGAGGAGGCUUUAUUUCUGUCUGUGAGCUCUGAUGUGGAUGUGCGGAGAAGCAGCAUGACCCUCACAAGCUCAAUCAGUCAGUCCAGCGACAGCACGGUGAACCCUGGAGGCUCUGCUGCGACAACUGAGAUCCACUCAGAGGGGACUUUAGCUGAUGAUGAGACAGUGUUAGAAGAAGUCGGAGUUGUCAGUCCACCUGUGGAAAGCCAGACGGAGCCUCCUGCUUCUGAUGACCGUCAUGAAACCAUCCAGGUAUCAUCUUCUGCCCAUCCAGAUGAAGAUGCCAAGGAAAUUGCAUCUCCUCCUCCUGAGGAAUCUGGAAGCUGUGCAGCGAGCCCUAAACCGCCCAAGCCCAACACCAGUCAGCCCGCCAGGGCAGCAAAAUCCAAACCAUCUCCUGCUGCUGCAACUACUGUCAGGAUGACAGCGUCCACAGCCGUCAAACCGUCCAGUCUGGAGGCAAAAAGAGUUUCCAAAGUGGACCUUAAAGACGUUGAAACUAAAGUACGAUCACGAUCCUACUCGUCUCCACCAAAAACACCCAACCAGAACAAAUUUGCUGCAGCCAAUGGAAAGAGAGCUGCUCCUAGAAAGGAGGAAGCGCAGACUGGGGAUGUGGGUCGAAAGCAGAGGUCGUCCACAGGUCCAGUCAAAGUCGCUGUGCUGCUGAAAUCCAUCAGAGGAAAGAACAGUGACCCCAAAACCAACCACAAGACGGCAGCCAAUGACUCCACUCAGCCAGAGAGGAAGAGUUUGGCCAUCAGUCGAAAUCUCUCUACUUCGACCAGCUCUUUGGGGUCUGAGGUGGUUGAGGAAGGACCCCUGGGCUCUCCCAGGAAGGCUGUCCAGGAAGUGCCUGAUAAACACGAAACAGGACGCGAAGGUGUGGAGAGUAAACAUCCAAGUGAAGAUGCUCACGGGGGAACUGGAAAGGCAGCUGCGGAGAAACCGAGGAACCUCAGCAGGAAAGUCUCCUCCAAGCUGGGGCCCAAUGCCAGGCAGCCGGGGAGAGGAGCCAAAUUGGAGAAGGGACUCUCGGGGCCAGCUCCACCUCCAGGCUCAGGGACCGUACCUCCAGGACAGGGGAGCCUGGGGCCCAAGCAGAGUGAUGGCUCCACGUUGGGAGAGAGUGGACAGAGCGCCGGGGGUGGAUCUCCAACAAGAACGAGGCCGAGCCAAAGUCAGUGCCAGGGUAUCCCCAAACCUCGCACCACCUCAGAGCGAGCAUCUGUUUCAGCUGUCCCGAGUCCUGCAACGUCCAACUCCAAACCAACAGCCAAUCAGCAACCAGCAUCUGGGCCAAUCAGACGACCUGCAGCGCCCGCUGCAUCUAAACUUCCUGUGAAGGGAUUACCCACAAGCCUCAGCUCCUCAUCACUGGGAAGCACUGAGAUCAGUGGAGCUGUGAGCAAAGCUUCUCCAACAUCUCCAGUAGCUCCAGCACCAAGCGGGACCAAGCCAGAUGAGCCGCCCAGCAGAAGCGUACCUCCUGUGGGCAGCCCGAGCACAGCAAAGCCCCUCAUCUCCAACACUGCAGCUCCAGCCAGCACCAGUACUCCCAGUGAAGCAGUUAGCAGUGGUGUCGCUGUUGCUCCAAAGCCUCCUGCAAUGAGGAGCAGAGCUCUGUCACUGCAGGCCAGGACCACUGCGACAGGUCUGAAGGCGCCGACAGUCACCAACCACAACAUCGCCAAGACAGCAGCCGCCAAUCAAACAGCAGCAAAGACUUCUCCCGCUGCCAAUCAGGCGCUGACGAAGCCGGGGUCCCAGUAUCCCCUGCAAAGAAGCGGCUCAGCGAGACUCAGUCGACUGAACAGCACAGUGGACAAAAACAAGCCCCGGGAAACGCCAGCAAGACCUGUAAACAACAACAGCAGCUCGCAGUUAGCACCUGCAGGAGGAAACAACCAGAAAAAGCAGCAACCUCCGCCUGAUCUGAUACCUGACGUGGUGAAUGCUAAUGCUCCGGUGGCGGCAGCUCUCCCAGUGCCUGUCCCUGACACCACCAACACCGGCUCAGGCACAACUGGAGCCUCUGGUCCUGGACCCAAAGCAAAAACUGGGUCACGAUCCAGCCCCAAAACCGCAUCCCGCCUGCAGAAUGCACCCAAGCCUGGAGCAGCCGGUGCUGCUGUGGCGGAGCGGAUGGUCGCAGCUAAACAGAACCAGAGCAAAGAGCAGGCGGAGAAAAAGAACCAGGCCAUCAUCCAGCUGAGGAAGCUGCUCAUACAGGGCAACAAGAGAGUGGAGGCUCUGGCCACAGUCAUCCAGCAUCUCUUCUCUGAGCGCGAGGAGGCCUUGAAGCAGAAAAGAGGGUUGACGCAGGAGCUGGCAAACCUCCGAGAAGAGCUGGUUGCAUCAUCACAGUCCUGCGAGCGUCUGCAGAAGGGGAAGGAGGAGGUGCGCGUCAGCUUGGAGGAGGCCCUGAACAAACUGGAGGAGCAGCACAAGGAGGAGCUGGUGCAGCUGGAGGAAAGAUUGAGGAGUUUUUACCAAACAGAGUGGGACAAAGUGCACCAGACAUACCAGGAGGAGGCUGACAGAUACCGUCUGCUGAUGGAACAGCAGGUGGAGGAGCUGAGGAAUCAACAGGAAGCAGAGAGGAAGAACCAGGAAGUGAGUCACAGCCAGAAGAUCGAGUCUCUCAUCGUGCAGUACGAGGCCGCUACAGAAGAGCUGAAGAGGAUCCAGCAGCUGGACCUGGAGAACCUGAAGAAAACACUGACGGAGACAGAAACGUCUCUCUCUGAGAAAAUAUCUGAGCUGUCAGCAGAGAAGGAGGCUCUGAAUGAGAAGCUAAAGGCGGAGGAGGAGAGGAGGAAGCAGAUACUCACUGACAAGAAUCUGAAGGAUUCUCACACAGUGUACCUGGAGCAGGAGCUGGAGAGCCUUAAGGUGGUGCUGGAGAUCAAGAACAACCAGCUGCACCAGAAGGAGAAGAAGCUCAUGGAGAUGGACAAACUGUUGGAGACAAACGUGAAGCUGGAGGAGUGUCUGAAGAAGGUCCAACAGGAGAACGAGGACUACAAGGCGAGGAUGGAUAAACACGCCGCUAUCUCCAAGCAGCUGUCCAGCGAACAGGCCAAACUCCAGCAGACGCUGCAGAAAGAGUCAAAGGUCAACAAGCGUCUGUCCAUGGAGAACGAGGAGCUGCUGUGGAAGCUGCACAACGGUGACCUGCUGGCGAGUCCCCGCCGCCUCUCGCCCACCUCACCCUUCAACUCACCACGGAACUCUGCCUCCUUCCCCACAGCGGCGCCCCUAUCGCCCAGAUAACCCCGACAGCAAACCACAGCCCCUCCCCCUCCUCCUGCUUCUCCUCAUGACCUUUACAAGCCUUGCAGAUGUUCCAGCUACAGACUUCAGUCAGUGUUGGUGGAUAUUAACGAUGAACUUGUACAUUUGGAAUAAACUGCAUUGAAGACGCUUAUUUUGAAAGCAAAAAGACGUUGCAGUGGCACCGAUGCACUUAACUUAAGAGAGCGGGACUGGCCUUUCUCUCAACCAAACGCCUGGUUCUCCAACAAACCUUUCUUCUUUUUCUGAAGGAAACAUAAAUAAGAGGCACACCUCAGGGUCUGUACAUGGCGCCUCUCUCGUUAUGACUAUCUACCUGUUUUUUCUGAUAUGUUGUACAGUUUAAGUUCAGCUCGUCCUGUUUUUUUUUUUUUAACCGCUUUUUCUAAAGAGGUGGAUGAGAAAAACCUUGGAUUCGUAUAACGGUUUGUGAGAACAGUCUCAAGUUGUUUGGGUUUGGUGAAUCUUAAAGUGACGGGGACGGCACGGAUUCUUCUGCCUUUACCCGUCUUUUAAUGAGGAUAUUUUUUCCCCCAAAGAGCGAAACUCAAUCACGUGUCUGCUUUGGACCUCUGGAAGAAGUGGAUGAACUCGAUGUCCUUCUGUGGGCAGCAAAUAUUCAGUUUGUUCGUCUGAGGAACUGAGCUGAAAAACUGACAUGAACCUUUGAUCCGAUGGAUAUCUGUUCUUCCUUGUAAGCUCCUCACAACCUCUACCUUAAUCUACCAUGUGGAAUGUAAUCACCCUUGGAUGUUAAAUCUGAGCAGGCCAGUUCGGAGAGAAGAAACACAUCAUCUCAGAGCCAAAUGUGCAGAAGUGUGUCGGCAAGGACAGUGUUCAACCCCGUUUACUUUUUCCCUUAAAUAUCUCAUUAACAAAGGCGUACGACUCCCCGACGUCCUCUGAAGUCACCUUGUGCCCAAAAAGGAUCAAAGCUGAACUGAUCAGUUAAUACGUCUUUGCUUUGGGUCACAUUUAAAACCGCCAGUGAUCAUUUCCACAGGGAAAACCCCCAGACUCUCCUUACCUGACCGUUAACUGGCCUGUUUUAUUGAAUCCAAAAAAAAGUUU